Messenger RNA from Aureococcus anophagefferens, 399 nucleotides. RefSeq lists its product as hypothetical. The transcript has a single exon. The record is from RefSeq and is a predicted model, not a curated record. Bases 1 to 399 code for a protein of 132 amino acids. Lineage: Eukaryota; Pelagophyceae; Pelagomonadales; Pelagomonadaceae.
AUGAGCUGGCUCGCCCGCGCGUCCCGCAGCGCGCGGCCAACGCAUCGCUUCGCACCAGCGCUGCGCACGCAGCAAAUCUCGCGCGAGUUUUCGGCCGUGCCGGCGGGCCAGGCGACGCGGCCGCACAUCCUCUGGCUCUACCGCCGCAUCAUCUUCGCCGCGGCGAGGUUCCCCAGCAAAAACCGCGACAAGGUCUACGCCGAGAUCCGCGACGAGUUCCGACGAAACGCGGCCCUCGAGCCGGGCUCCGACGCGGCCAUCGAGCAGGUCGCGCUCGCGCAGCAGUCGCUGCGGCAGCUGCAGGCGUACACGAACAUGCAGCGCGACGACGGCAGCUGGGAGCUCAACAUGGAGUCGAACCCCAUGCCCAAGCCGCCGAUCGCGAACGACCCCAAUUAG